UCCUUCAAUCCAUCUCUUCUAAACAUUAGCCUUUUGACGAGCUGUAUCUCUACUUCUCCAAUUACAGCCUAGAUCUAGAAUAUGGAUUCAGUCAACCCCGGCCCUGUUAUCGAUGGCAAACCUUCAUCGUCUUUGGAUCAAUCACACAGAGUCCCAGAGCAGUCACAAACUUUGAGCUCUCAACAUGAAGACUUGAAUAACUCAAGCCAGCGAGGAAAUGAAGUCACAAAUGCAUCUCUCGAGAGCCGACCCAAUGGCAUUUUUAUCAUAGAGCCCAAUCACCCGAGAACCCGAGAUUCCUUUGAAGGCGAUAUAGAAAGAUCUAGUGAACUCUUUGACGACAAAGAACGCCAAGAUAGUAGUGCCCUCACAUCUUCCGCCAAUAGUGUAUAUGUCGCGAAGCAAGAGUUAGAACAGCCGCCCUAUCACAUCUUUUCUAUGGCAAAGAAAAGACAGCUUGUGUAUAUAGUAUCUCUUGCAGGCCUGUUCUCUCCCUUAUCAAGUAACAUCUAUUUUCCAGCCUUGAAGGAAAUUUCCACGGAUUUGAAUGUUUCUCUUUCACUGGUCAGUCUAACUGUAACGGUUUAUAUGAUUGUUCAAGGACUUGCUCCGUCAUUCUGGGGGCCAAUCAGUGACACAAAAGGAAGGAGAAUUACAUUCAUGGGCACAUUUAUCGUAUAUCUCGCUUCAAAUAUCGGUCUGGCUCUCAGUGAUAACUUCGCGACCCUCAUGGUCUUCCGCGCAAUACAAGCUGCCGGUAGUGCUGCCACAAUAGCUGUUGGUGCUGGAGUCAUUGGGGAUAUCACUACUCCUAAAGAACGCGGAGGUCUCAUUGGUAUAUUUGGUGGCAUUAGAAUGCUAGGACAAUCUGUGGGCCCAGUCUUCGGAGGAAUUAUAACUCAGUAUCUGGGAUACCGCGCAAUUUUCUGGUUUCUUUUUGGCUUGGGUGCGCUAGCUCUUCUCUUGAUAGUCGCAGUCCUCCCGGAAACGCUUCGAAGUGUGGCUGGGAACGGUUCUAUCAUCCUUAAAGGUAUCCAUCGACCAUUGUUCUACGCACAGCCAUCCACAGAACACUCCUCUCAAGAACUCCCCACAAAGAAGAAUGUUACAGUUUCCUCAGUCAUCGCCCCUCUCAAAUUUUUACUUGAAAAAGAUGUCUUCGUUACACUUUUGUUCGGUGCCAUCAUCUAUACUGUCUGGUCCAUGGUAACAUCCAGUACCACCGCCUUAUUCUCAGAGCACUUCGAUCUCACCAAUUUGGAACUUGGAUUGAUUUUCUUGCCAAAUGGCGCCGGUUGCAUCUGUGGUUCCUACCUCACAGGUUAUCUCAUGGACUACAACUACAAAGUCGUUGAGUCUCGUUACCGUGAACAACACAAUGUUCCGGCUGAUGUUCAUAUCAAGGCCAAUGAACUGCUAGAUUUUCCUAUCGAAGUCGCAAGAAUGAGAAACAUUUGGUGGAUUAUCAUUGUUUUCAUUGUGACCACGGCUCUUUACGGGUACUCGUUAAGCCUCGAAAUUAUUGCUCUUCCACUUGUUCUACAAUUCUUUAUUGCAUACACGGCUACUGCGGUCUUUUCUUCCAACAGCGCCUUGAUCAUCGACCUUUACCCUGGUAAAUCCGCAAGCGCUACUGCUGUAAAUAACCUUAGUAGAUGCUUGUUGGGAGCAGCUGGUGUGGCUGCGGUGCAGCCAAUUAUUGAUGCAUUAGGUUCUGGGGUGACAUUCCUGAUAUUCGCUGGAAUAACUUUUGCGUGUAGUCCAUUGCUAUUGUUAGAGUGGUAUCAUGGAGGAAGAUGGAGGAGGGAAAGAGCCGAAAAGUUGGAGAAAAAGGAAGAGGCCAAACGCGCAACAGACUUGGAGAGAUGAGACGUACGGAUAUAUGUCCCAAACAGCAAUUUAUGCGAUUGGGUCAGGAGAAUUACAUAGAUCACGAAUGGGUAGAAGCGAACAGCUGCCCCUGAUCUUGAGACAUCUGUGGCCUUGCCACCAUCAUUAGAGUGUGUAGGGCUCCGCAUCAUAUGACCAAACCUGCUUAUGGCAACUCAUUGAUGAUGGAAACUUGAAAAUCACAAGUUCUUCGAACACCUGGAGCAGAUCAAAAGAUCAUGCAAAGAGAAGUAGAUCACUCAUCAAGGCUCAAUAAAAUGGCCUUGAUGGGAAUGGGGGAAUAUCGGGUGGUGUUAUAACAUCAUUACAGUCGUUUUAACCCAGAUUAUUAGAUAGAUAAAAAGAUACCAUUACGAAAAUUUCAAUUAUUUAGCCCUAGCUGCUAUCAUAAAUUUUCUGUGUGUUAUGCAGUUAUACUAUCCGAACCUUGGUGAUAACUUCUGCCAAUAUCAUUUACUGUUCAACAUGUAAAAUAGCUAGCAUUAUGUAGUUAGUCAUCA
Botrytis cinerea B05.10 is the source of this 2390-nucleotide messenger RNA. RefSeq lists its product as hypothetical. The transcript is spliced from 6 exons. NCBI's taxonomy places the organism in Eukaryota, Fungi, Ascomycota, Leotiomycetes, Helotiales, Sclerotiniaceae. The record is from RefSeq and is a predicted model, not a curated record. Gene Ontology annotation, molecular function: transmembrane transporter activity. Gene Ontology annotation, biological process: transmembrane transport. Bases 82 to 1869 code for a protein of 595 amino acids.